AUGGGCUACAUCCUCUACUCUCUCACCUUUUCUUCCUUUGUCCUUGCAACUGCUCUCUACCUCACUCGAAACCGGUGGAACCACCUCGUACCUCUUCCCGACUACAUCUACACUCGCCUUCCUUCCUCCUUCGCAAGUGAUAUCGAGUCCGGCUUCACUUCUACUGAUUUUGACCUUUCGACCAAUGUCGCCGCUGGCGACUCUCGCGCCGGACUUGACCGGCAGGCAAAGCGGGAAGUCCAAAAGAUUAUGAAGAGCAGGAGGAUAGGAUUCGACGAGGCAAGGAGGAUGUACACUGAGUCAAGAUUCGCGAAGAACAAUAUCGGGCCAGAUGGGUUGCCGAGAGACCCAAAGUUCGUGUCAUUUUCAUGA
Messenger RNA from Letharia columbiana, 372 nucleotides. RefSeq lists its product as uncharacterized. The transcript is spliced from 2 exons. The record is from RefSeq and is a predicted model, not a curated record. The coding region runs from base 1 to 372 and encodes 123 amino acids. NCBI's taxonomy places the organism in Eukaryota, Fungi, Ascomycota, Lecanoromycetes, Lecanorales, Parmeliaceae.